Messenger RNA from Vombatus ursinus (common wombat), 2922 nucleotides. RefSeq names its product putative homeodomain transcription factor 1 (gene PHTF1). The transcript is spliced from 18 exons. The record is from RefSeq and is a predicted model, not a curated record. Gene Ontology annotation, cellular component: endoplasmic reticulum. Lineage: Eukaryota; Metazoa; Chordata; Mammalia; Diprotodontia; Vombatidae. The coding region runs from base 114 to 2405 and encodes 763 amino acids.
CCCGAGGCCCCGGGAAAGGCCCGGGGAGGGAGCCUCCGAGCCUGGCAACUGCCCGCCUCGCUCACGCGUUUUCCCUCGCUCUCCGUGGAAUCCCGUUCUCAGGAGACUCACAGAUGGACGCAAAUGAGAGAGAUGCCAUUUCGUGGUACCAAAAAAAGAUUGGAGCAUAUGAUCAACAGAUAUGGGAAAAAUCUAUUGAACAGACCCAAAUAAAGGGCUUCAAAAGCAAACCAAAAAAGACAGGUCACAUAAAGCCUGACUUGAUUGAUGUCGACUUAAUCAGAGGCUCAACAUUUGCCAAAGCCAAACCUGAAAUUCCAUGGACAUCACUAACUCGGAAGGGAAUUGUUCGGGUUAUUUGUUUUCCAUUGUUCAGCAAAUGGUGGAUUCAGGUUACCUCUUUACGAAUCUUUAUUUGGCUGCUACUGCUUUACCUCAUGCAAGUUAUAGCAUUUGUGUUGUAUUUCGUAAUGCCUGUUGUGAAUGUAAGUGAAGUGAUUGGUCCAAUGUGCCUUAUGCUAUUGAUGGGAACUGUCCACUGUCAAAUAGUCUCCACUCAGAUUGCUAAACCUUCAGGAACCAAUGGAAACCGGAGGAGGAGAAAAUUACGAAAAACUGUAAAUGGUGAUGGGAGCAGAGAGUGUGGAAGUUAUAACUGCUCUGAUAAAGUCAGAGGAGUAGAAUCUUCGGAAUCUGCAUCCCUAAAUGGUGGUUUUUGGGGGACUCUCUUUUGCAACAGUCGAACAAAAAGAGUGAAAUUAUUAACUGACAAAGGAAUUGAAAGUGAAACUUCUCCAACUUGUUUGAAUCUCAGCACAAAGAAAAAACAUCCCCGAUCAGAAAUGAGAAUAUGGCAAGCAAGAGAGAAAGCAAAACUUUCAGAUGGGGAAAAGAAUCAGGAAGGUUAUAGACGUUUAGGAAAUGGAGUUUCAGAUGAGCUGUCGAGUGAAGAUGACUGUGAAGAGCAGACACAGAUGAUCCUGUUACGCAGAAGUGUAGAAGGAGCCUCCAGUGACAAUGGCUAUGAAAUCAAGAAUGAAAAGCCAUUGAGUUCUUCAAAACAUGAAGGCACUCAAGUAAAGAAAAAUUCUACUUCAAGGUGGUGUCGACUGGUCCGAGAUUCAGAUAGCCUGGCUGAAUCAGAGCUUGAGUCAGCUGCCUUUAGUCAGGAGUCUCGGUCUGGUGUCAGUGGCGGUUCUAGAAGCUGUAGCCGGAGGGACUCGGAAAGCACCCGUCACGACUCAGAGACAGAGGACAUGCUGUGGGAUGACCUUUUGCAUGGGCCUGAGUGCCGCUCAUCAGCCACAAGCGACAGUGAGGAGACAAACGUGAAGGCCCUGCCCCCAGGCACCAAGCGGGAUCCAAAAGAGGAUGUUUUCCAACAGAACCAUUUGUUCUGGCUUCAGAAUACGAGCCCUGCCUCUGAACGAGUGAGUGCAAUAAUUUGGGAAGGUAAUGAAUGCAAAAAAAUGGAUAUGUCUGUUUUGGAAAUCAGUGGCAUCAUCAUGAGUAGGGUUAAUGCAUAUCAGCAGGGCGUAGGUUACCAGAUGCUGGGAAAUAUUGUAACUGCUGGGUUAGCAUUUUUCCCAUUCUUAUACCGACUCUUCCACGAGAAGAACCUGGACCAAAUGCGAUCUGUCUCGACUGAGGAGCUCCUGACUCUCUUUUGUGGGGCACCACCUUCGUUUUCAGUCGUCGUUUUUGCCAUGAUCAAUUUUCUUGAGCGCUUGUGUCUCACCUGGAUGUUUUUUUUUAUGAUGUGUGUGGCAGAAAGAACGUACAAGCAGCGAUUUUUAUUUGCAAAACUCUUUAGUCAUAUUACCUCUGCCAGGAAAGCUAGAAAAUAUGAAAUCCCCCAUUUCAGGCUCAAAAAGGUGGAGAACAUUAAGAUAUGGCUAUCACUGCGUUCUUAUUUAAAGAGACGGGGUCCACAGCGCUCAGUUGAUGUGGUUGUUUCUUCAGUGUUCUUACUUACACUUUCAAUUGCUUUUAUUUGCUGUGCCCAGGUUCUCCAAGGCCAUAAAACCUUUCUGGAUGAUGCUUAUAAUUGGGAGUUCCUGAUUUGGGAAACAGCCCUGCUGCUCUUCUUAUUACGUCUGGCCUCACUGGGAUCUGAAACCAAUAAGAAAUACAGUAAUAUUUCAGUACUGCUCACGGAGCAGAUUAACUUAUAUCUCAAAAUGGAAAAGAAGCCAAAUAAAAAAGAACAGCUCACUCUGGUGAACAACGUGCUAAAACUGUCGACCAAGUUACUAAAAGAGUUGGACACCCCAUUUAGGCUCUAUGGCCUUACCAUGAAUCCCCUGAUCUACAACAUAACUCGGGUGGUUAUCCUUUCAGCUGUCUCAGGGGUGAUAAGUGACCUACUAGGAUUUAAUAUAAGAUUGUGGAAAAUUAAGCCUUGAGCUGAGUGGUAUAUUUGGACCAUAAAUCUUUGCUGGCAUUGGCACUUAACCAUUUGAUGGACAACUGCAGGAACAAGUGAGACAGCCUUCCAUUUUCUUGCAUGCAGAAGUACUCUCACCUAUGGCAGAUCUGUGAAUGAUGUUUUCCUGGGAAUCAAGAGUUGGCACACAACUUUGUAUAUGCUAAAGACUUCAUUUUUACAGUUUAGAAACAUUGCGAAAUGUUGGAAAACUAAUGCUUUUCCUCUGUUACUAUACAUAAUACGCUGAAUAAUUUCCCAGGUUAGGAAAUUUAUUCUGAGCAUUUCAAUGCUUUGAUGGUUACAUUUUUAUGUGGAAGUAGACUUCUAAGUGACUGGUAAAUGACCAAAGUGUGAAACACAUUUGCUUUCCUGAAAAAAAUGGGAAUUCACUUCUCUUCCAUUAUAAUCUAUGGAUUUUGGAAAGUUCCAUUCUAUAGCAAAGAGAGAUCAAAUUGAAACUAUUUUAGGUUGAAUCCAAUAAAAAAACCUUAUUG